AAGUUUCCAUAAUACGCCUCCACAAAACCUUCAAAUUAGCAGUAGGAGGUAAUGGAUUCCACCGCCAUCCCCUCAGACCUCAAAGCCCGCCUCAAAUUCUCGUACGACGCCAUCACCACCCAAUACAAUACGCAGUUCGUCACAGAGCACGACCCUAUCCGCCUCGACUACCUAUCCCGUCUGCUCUCCCUCCUCAGCUCUACCAACAAAGAAAUUGCCUCCGUUCAAGAGCUCGGCUGCGGUGCGGGCAUCCCGGGAACCAGAACUCUCCCUGAGCACGCAAAGCCAAAUAUUCACGUCACGGCAAACAACCUAUCAUCCACACAGGUCGCCCUUGCUCGCGAAAAUCUGCUUUCUUAUGCAUCGAAACUAACUCUUGUUGAGGGCGACAUGAUGACCCUCUCCUUCCCUUCCUCCUGCCUUGACGCUGUCAUCGGCUUUUACUCUAUCAUCCAUCUCCCUCGUGCCGAGCAGACGGAGCUCGUAAAGCGGAUAGGCAACUAG
Trematosphaeria pertusa is the source of this 504-nucleotide messenger RNA. RefSeq lists its product as uncharacterized. Bases 52 to 504 code for a protein of 150 amino acids. The record is from RefSeq and is a predicted model, not a curated record. Lineage: Eukaryota; Fungi; Ascomycota; Dothideomycetes; Pleosporales; Trematosphaeriaceae. The transcript has a single exon.